CCUUGACGCACGCCCGUACGGUGUGCCCCAGCUUUCCAACCGUUCUCUACCUUUCCCCACCAUGAACGCUAGAAAGCCGUACGCUGGUAAGUCUCGCAAGCUCAUCAUUGCGAUCGAUGUCGGCACGACUUUCAGCGGCGUCUCAUACAGUAUCCUCGAUCCUGGACAGGUACCCCAAGUAUGCGGGGUCAAUCGGUUUCCCGCUCAAGAGCACGCUGGCGGAGACUCUAAGAUUCCCUCGGUGCUGCUGUACGACAAGCAGGGCAAAGUUCGCGCAGCUGGCGCCGAGACUCUGCAGGAGGACAUAAUGGAGAUGGCUUUCGAAGAGGGGUGGUACAAGUCCGAGUGGUUCAAGCUGCACCUUCGGCCUCGCGGAUCCGACCCCGAUCCCGCGCUAGCGACGCUGCCCCCUCUGCCCCCCAACAAGUCCGUCGUCGACGUCUUCGCCGACUUCUUGUCUUAUCUCUUCGACUGUGCGCGCACGUACAUCAAGGAGACUCACCCAACCGGUGCGAAGUUCUGGGUCACGAUCGCGAACAACAUCGACUUCGUUCUGACGCAUCCGAAUGGCUGGGAGGGGCAGCAGCAGUCGCUCAUGCGUCAAGCCGCCGUGCAAGGAGGCCUCGUGGCAGACAGCGACGAGGGGAAGGGCCGCGUUAGCUUCGUGACCGAGGGCGAGGCCAGCCUCCACUUCUGCCUGAGCAAAGGGCUCGUCGUGGAUGGUAUGACAUCAGGAAAAAACUCAGUAUCUAUGUCCGUCUACAGGUGCUAUGUAGCGGGCCUAGACGGAUAGACAGAUACCCCUUUAGAUAGCCUACUUAGCAGUGGCGACGUCUCCUGUAGCGCUACAUAGCACCUCAUAACAUCUCAUAUCCUUGCGCGUAACUCCCGUAUCUCGCUCAUAGCAGCUAUAGCCACCCCUUGUACUACAUAGCUACGCACAAAACUACAGGCUGCUUCGGCUUUCGUCUGUUUCACUGCUUUCGGGCACAUUGAAUAGUAUAAAUAUUCAUUGCAGCAAGUACUACUGGGAAUACUGACAGCAAAUCUCUACUAGGUAUACAGAUAGCGUGUUAUGGAGCGGC
This is a messenger RNA of Schizophyllum commune H4-8, 1085 nucleotides long. RefSeq lists its product as uncharacterized. NCBI's taxonomy places the organism in Eukaryota, Fungi, Basidiomycota, Agaricomycetes, Agaricales, Schizophyllaceae. Bases 62 to 793 code for a protein of 243 amino acids. The transcript is spliced from 4 exons. The record is from RefSeq and is a predicted model, not a curated record.